AAAUGCCAGGUAUACAAUACAAUUGAAUUGUUAUCGUGAAGAUGUUCGUUGGAUGCUGUGCGUUAGAAAGAGACCACCAGCAAUGAUGUUUCAAUGUUUCGGUCAACUUAGUCUAUUGAACUGUCAAAUCAGUUUGACAGUUCGGUCUAAGCCGUAGCAGCUGUCAAAGUCACACAUAUAGAACAUACCAAUCGAUAGUACGUGGUGUUUGCACGAAGUGACAAGCGAAAAACUUACUAGAAUUUUCAUUAUUUUUUUCUUGGUUGAUUCAAUUAAAUGAAUUGAGAUUUUGUGGAUUCGGAACGGUUUCAAUGAAAACAUGUGGCAAAAGAUCCAAUUAGCUAGAGCCAAAGAUAUUUCGAUAUCAUUCACAUUAAUUUUAUUAACAUUCGUCAAUCUAUUGCCGCUGGGAGAGUGUUUGUACGAAGACCAAGUGGGAAAAUUUGAUUGGAGUAACCAUUACGUGGGCAAAUUAAUUGAUGGAUUUUACGAUGAUCGAUUAGGCCAUUUGUUGGUGGGCACCGAAGAAAACGUGAUUGCCGCAUUGAAUGUUGACAAUGGUAACAUUGUGUGGCGUCGUGUGCUUGAGAAAGACGACCGAGGAUCCAUUCAAUUUUUGCAGUCGUUAAACGAUGACUUUGUCGCUUCGAACAGUUUGCGUGUGUCUGGGCGACAAGAGCCAGACCAUUUUGCUGUCGCUGUUACCGGAAAAAGUUUCGUGUUAGUACGCGUUUGGAAUAUUCGAACCGGAAAUUUAGGAUGGGAAUGGGGCUUCCAACCAAGCACCACUUCGAAUGAUAAGGCACACUGGUUUGCCACAUCGUCCAUCUUGUAUCACGCUCAACCCAAUUGGGACACAUCCAGCAUUGAGGUCACGGCAUACAACAUCAAAACCGGACAAAUUGAAGCCACUGCACGCCGAAUCCCCAUUGGAUCUAGCCAAAAACAAAACUGCGAUUUUGUACAAUCAUUUUUAGUUUGCUCUGGUGCGGGCGAAGUUGUUGCCACCGAUUUGAUCGUUGCAACGAAAAAAGUUGUGACCAAAACGACGAGUAGACAGAAAGUUGUGAAUGGAGUCGAACCAGCCAUUCAAGUCGAUGGCAAAGUCUACAACUUGAAGACAAACACCAUUUUACCUGGUGAAAAUCAAGGUCCUGUCUUGUUCUACACAAAAAAUCGCAGCACCAAUGGACCAGUCUUAGUUGAAGCCUCUGUACAAAGUUCGAACAUCAAUAUAAAAGCUUCAAAUGCCGAAAAUGGAGAGUCGUUGCUAUCUUUUACCGCUAAUUACCCCAACCACUUGGAUACUCCCCAUGUGAUUGAUGCCAGCUGCAAAACUAAUAAAAAGGGAGACUUUGUAUGUCGCUUCUUGUUGUCUACAGACAACGCGGCUGUCGUUCAAUUGCAAUCAGGUAAAAUCAAGUGGAUUCGUGAAGAAUCAUUGGCUGAUGUCGCAGUCAUUGAAAUGGUGGAUCUUCCAUUGGCUGACAGUGAGGGUGCCAUCGAAAAGCAGAUGAAGAGUGACAAUGGGGAUAUUGUCGGCAAUUUCAUACAACGAGUUACCACACAAUUGAAUCACGUGAAACAUUUGCUUCGCACCAUUUUCGAUGUAGUCAGCACACAUCACAUUCCAACCAAAGGAGAAUUAACUCGUGAUGCUUUCGGGUUACACACAAUUAUCGUGACUGUUACCAGCUCGGGAAAGCUGUUCGGUAUCGACAACAUUUCGGGAAAACAACAUUACAUUACGAAUCUACCAAACUUCGGCGAGUUUGAAAAUGAACAACCGAUGAAAAUUGUUGUGCAAAGAACAUCGAAGCAUUUCCCAUAUCCCGCACAAUGCAUUAUUCUGGCCAAGCAUAAGAUCACCGGCAAUGGUUUGCUCUACCAAUUCAAUCCGAUCGACGGUACUCCGGUCAAUGGUGGAAUCAUUGAGUUAAACUAUCCAAUUCGCCAAGUGUCCGUACUGCAACCAGGGCCAGAUUUUCUUCGUGGAGUUUUAUUGCUCGAUAAAGCCAAUAACGUUCAUGUAUAUCCCGAAACAGCCAUUGAAACGGCCCAUGGCACCUUUAUCUAUGUCUCUGAUGUAAAUACUGGCAUCGUAACCGGCUACUACAUCGGUUUGAAUGACAAAAAUCUGGAAGCGACCGAAACAUGGCGCAUCAAUCUCGGUGGUUUGGACAAUUCACAGAAAAUCAUCAAAAUUGCAUCAAAAAAUCCCAACGAACACGUUCAUUCGCAGGGCCGAGUAUUCAACGAUCGAUCCGUUUUGUACAAGUACAUCAAUCCAAAUCUCGUUGCCAUCGUCACACAAGGAACCGAUAAUGUUUACAAAUAUGUUUUAAAUGUUCAUUUGGUCGACGUUGUGUCCGGUGGCAUUGUGACCACGAUCACUCAUCGCCGAGUCAAGGGACCUGUGAAUAUUGUACAUUCCGAAAAUUUCCUGGUUUACUCUUACUAUAAUGAUAAAGUUCGACGCACUGAAUUAACUACCAUCGAGUUGUAUGAAGGAAAUACACAGGCAAACAGCACUAUUUGGACAUCAUUCGAUGCACCUCCAUUGCCUGCCAUUGAACAACAAGCUUACAUCAUUCCAGCCACCAUCGUUUCGAUGAAAGAAACCAUCACGGAAAAGGGCAUCACCAAUAAACACGUUUUGAUUGGAUUAUCAACCGGUGCCAUUGUUGAGAUGCCAUGGCAUUUGCUCGACCCAAGACGGCCCGUGCUCAAUACGAAUCAGCCGCGUGAAGAGGGAACAAUCCCAUACAUCCCAGAGUUACCAUUAUCUAGCGAAAGUGUCAUUAAUUACAAUCAAUCAAUUUCUCGAAUUAAAGGCAUUUACACCUCACCAAGCGGUUUGGAAAGUACUUGCUUAGUUGUUGCCUAUGGUCUAGAUUUCUUCUCUGUGAGAAUAUCGCCUUCAAGGACAUUUGAUCUGUUAAAAGAAGACUUCGACUACUUCACCCUAACCACUGUGCUGAUUGCUUUAACUGUUGCAUCGUUCGUCGUCAAACACAUGUCAGCGAAGAAAGCACUGAAACAAGCAUGGAAAUAAUAAGUUAACCCAAAGUAAGGCACCAGGAUCUAUUUAGAUCUCCAAUGACGAUUUGUGGUCAAAUCGGUCACGUGUUUAUUUAUGUGAAUUGUGAACAAAAUCGACAUAAUUUUAUAAACCACUAAAUUAAACUAGCGAAUUGUAAGAGGCAUGUUUUUUAUAAGUAGAGUGCAAUUGUUUGUGGGUUUUGAAUUUUAAAAUCGAUCAUCAUUUGUAUUGCCGAGUAUUAGAAGCCGAUUUGAAUAAAAUUAUGAGAAAUUUCCCUAAA
Messenger RNA from Sitodiplosis mosellana (orange wheat blossom midge), 3323 nucleotides. It is a transcript of the gene EMC1, whose product is annotated as ER membrane protein complex subunit 1. The record is from RefSeq and is a predicted model, not a curated record. Gene Ontology annotation, molecular function: protein binding. The coding region runs from base 320 to 3055 and encodes 911 amino acids. The transcript is spliced from 13 exons. Gene Ontology annotation, cellular component: EMC complex. NCBI's taxonomy places the organism in Eukaryota, Metazoa, Arthropoda, Insecta, Diptera, Cecidomyiidae. Gene Ontology annotation, biological process: protein folding in endoplasmic reticulum.